Molecule: messenger RNA, 1611 nt
Organism: Salvia hispanica
Lineage: Eukaryota; Viridiplantae; Streptophyta; Magnoliopsida; Lamiales; Lamiaceae
Source: RefSeq, a predicted model, not a curated record
CAUAGGUUUGCAAGUAAUUGAAUAGGAGUGGACUUAUAUUAGGGUAUUGGGAAAGUUAAGUUGAUUAAGAAAUCCCAAUUGAGCUCGAGUUUGAAGGUAAUCGAGAAACUGAGAUCUAGAAGAAAUUGAGAUCUAGAAGAAAUUGAGAUCGAGAAAUGGCGCAAUACACGCAGCAGUUCCUGAACAGCGUGCUGUCGCAGCGGGGGCCGGCGGCGCUUCCCUAUGCCGAGGACAUGAAGUGGCACAUCCGGCAGCACCUGAUGCACCUCGUGGAGGCUUACCCCUCUCUGCAGCCCAAGACCGCCGUCUUCACCCACAACGACGGCCGCGCCGUCAACCUCCUCCAGGCCGACGGCACCGUCCCCAUGUCCUUCCAGGGCGUCACCUACAACAUCCCCGUCCUCAUCUGGCUCAUGGAGUCCUACCCCCGCCACGCCCCCCUCGUCUUCGUCAAUCCCACCCGCGACAUGAUCAUCAAGCGCCCCCACCCCUUCGUCUCCCCCAACGGCGUCGUUUCCAUCCCCUACCUCCACUCCUGGCUCUUCCCCUCCUCCAAUUUGCUCGAAUUGACCCGCAAUCUCGCCCACUUCUUCGCCCGCGAUCCCCCCCUUUAUUCCCAGCGCAAGCCUUCUAACCCUAACCCUAACCCUACCCCUACCCCUACCCCUUCCCCUAAUUUAAAUCCCGCCUAUGCCUCCGUCAAUUCCUCCCCGGCGAUUCCUCCCAGGGAAUAUUCUCCCUCUCCAACACCUCCGCCGCCCUACGGGAGCGGCAGGAUGGAGGAUCCCGCGGAGGUGUAUAAGAAAAACGCGAUCAACAAACUCGUUGCCGAUUUGAAUGGCGAUAUUAGGGAGAUGAGGAAGGGGAGCGAGGGGCAGAUGGAAGGUGCAUUCGGCGCUCAGGCGGUGCUGCGGCGCCGCGAGGAGGAGCUGAGGAAAGGGGUUAAGGAGAUGCAGGAUGAGAAAGAGGCGUUGGAGCAGCAGCUGCAGAUGGUUUUGAUGAAUACGGAUGUUCUCGAGGGAUGGUUGAGGGAUAACCAAGGGAAAUUGGAUGGGAAUAAGGCUGACCAUGUCGAUUUGGAUGAGGCCUUCGAGCCAUGUGAUGUAUUGUCGAAGCAGAUGUUGGACUGCACAGCCUCGGAUAUGGCGGUGGAGGAUACUAUAUAUGCGUUGGAUAAGGCCGUGCAGGAAGGGGCUAUUCCGUUUGAUCAGUACUUGAGGAGUGUGAGGCUUUUAUCUCGUGAGCAGUUCUUUCAUCGCGCCACAGCUACCAAGGUCAGAGCUGUCCAAAUGCAGGCUCAGGUUGCUAGUAUGGCUUCAAGGUCGUUGCCGCAAAAUGCUUUCUCAUGAGCUUAGUUCAGGGUUGCUUGUAGUCUUGUGUGUGCCUUUGUCGAGGCCCGGGGGUUCUGAUUUUGCGGCACAUGAUGAGAUUGAAUUGUUAUUGUUCAGAAGUUUUGGUGUUGGUGAUGAUAUAUGCUUAUGAGUUGUUAGUCUUGAUCCUUAGUUCAGUUCUAAUGAGAUGAUAUACUUGUGUGUUUACGGUGUAAAACACGAAUUUGCUUGUGUUGUUAAUGUACAAUCAUAAAGCGAUAUGUUGAAGCUCUUUUGUUCA